UGCAAAAGGGCAGUUUCCUUGUGAGUCCCACAUGUCACCUGAGCUGCAAGCAAAGUGCAUACCAAUAAAAGGAGAGACAGAGCAAGCUGAGAAUCACCUGGGGAAAGUCGAGCUCUUGCUGCAAGUAAAGAAAACCCAAAGUUAAGAAAGAGAGGGAAACUUUCAGGGGAAAAAAUCUGCUGAAAUCAAGCAUUUCAGCCCUGCAGAGCCUGAAUCAUGGGUGGCAGUGUGUCAAUUGAGAAUCAUACUCCCUACUACUGGUCCUACUGCUAUUCCUAUAAGGGCACCUCCCCCGACUUAAAGGGAAGUGGCACGCUCUCUCCCUCUGACAGACGCCAUCAGCACAAGCAAGAAGCCUUUCACAGUUACAUCUACGUCAAGUAUGGGUGCCAUGAUGGACGAACCUGUUACGUGUCUAAAGAUAUAGUAUAUGAAUACUACGCUGCUAGGAACCCAACCUUCAAGAUCCGAGAGAGCUCUGACCGCUCGUGCAUUCUACUGGAAUGUACCACAGAAAGUUAUGUACCCAGCUGUCCAAAUUACGGAAGACAAGAGGAGCUCAGACAGCAGCAGCAACAGGAGGAGCAGCAGAGGAGGGAGGAGCAGCGGAGGAGGGAGGAGCAGCGGAGGAGGGAGGAGCAGCAGAGGAGGGAGGAGCAGCGGAGGAGGGAGGAGCAGGAGGAGAGGAGACGGCUGGAGCGUCUGGAGAGGGAGAGGAGGAUUGAGGAGGAGGUCGAGAGAGAGAACGAGGCCAGCGAGAGCCGGCUGGCACGUGUCUCGGAGAAGCUGAAACAAAAGCUGGACUUCAGGGGGCAGGAGAGACAUGUCCAGCGCUCCCACAUUCUACAGCAGCUGGUGGAAGACGAUGCAGCCGCAAUCCAGGUUGACGAGCUUGAAUACAUUGAGAAGAAGUUAAACAAGCUUUUGGGAAGAUAUGCCAUUAAGGAAGAUCAGAGUCUGCAGUCUUCCCAUAUUGAAGAUCGCAUGAAAACUCUACAGAAUGAGCUGACAGCCCAGUACUGCAGAGAGCACCAGUUACCUGUUUGGUCUCAGUUUGCCUUUGACAGCGCCAUCCGUUACGAGCACCUUUCUUUGACAGAGAAAUUCUGCGUUCUGGAAGCAGUUAUCCAGCUGAUCCUGGGAGAGGAUUCAGACGUCCUCACUGAAACCGAACUGCAGGACCAUGCCGAAUGUGACAGCUUUCUCUUUGGUGUGCUAGUCCAGGUUUACCAACAAAAUGCCACCUUAGCUGGAAACCUGGUGCUAAGUAUCCUGGAGAUGUUUUUGGAGUUGUCUGAGGAAAGCAAAGAACUCCUCAGUCAAAUCCUGUUCAGCAAAGUCUGGACUCCGAUGGAAACGGUCACCUUUGCCCGCCUCACAGUUGGUGCCCCUCAAGAUCAGGUGGCUUCUGUCCUCCGCAAAACGCAGACAUAUAGACUGGAUCUGCUGACUGUCCUCUCUGCCCUGAAAGAUGAGGACCCGGUUAAGUUCCUGCAGACAUACAGUGAAGAAGAAGAGGACAAAGACCUCUCCUCCAUUCUGGAGGAGAUGCGGGCCAGCAACUACCCGGAACCGCUGCUAUCAAUCAUUGAAGUAGUGCUGGGCAACGUGAUGGAGGAACUCCCCAAAUACACUCAUUUUGACCUGGAUGACAAGAUGAAAAGUGACGGCAUUGCAAUGGUGAAAUCACUGGACUUCACCAAUCCUGAUCCUAAAACCUUAACCCAAGUCUUGAUCGGGCUGUCCAUCGCAGUACAAGACACCUCCACCAUUUACAAAGACGAUAAAAAAAUUGAAGGCUAUUUCCCACGAGUCACUCAGCUGGCAUCUUUACUGAUGCUGCUCCUUUCGAAGAGAAUGUCAGACAAUGGGUGCCUUCUUGAAAUUGGGACCGGGGAAGGGAAGUCCUGUAUCUUAGCUAUGUUUGCUACCAUUCAGGCCAUCCGAGGCAUAAAGGUGGAUGUGGUGACCAGCUCCCCAGUGCUUGCCCGGCGGGACCAAGAAGAGUGGCAGAAGCUGUACAAAAUGUUUGAUAUAUCGUCUUCGGUGGUACCGCCAGUAGGAAUAAACAGCUAUGACAAUUCCAGACAGCGAGAGGCGUCAAUAACAGAAGCCUAUGCCAAGCAGAUUGUGUACGGGACAGUGGGGAAUUUUGCAGCUGACACCUUGAAGCAGGAGUUUGAAAAGACCCAAACGCGGGGGGAGAGGGGGUUUGACUUGGUCAUUGUGGACGAGGUGGACUAUAUGACUUUAGACAACGGCGUCCAGGUGACAUUUCUAUCACAUGAAGCCAGUGGUCUGCGACACGCUGAACAGGUGCUGGCUUGGAUCUGGCAGAUGAUCUGCACCUGCCAGCCCAUAAUACUGGCUGAGACCGGGGAGGUCCAGUGGGCCACCAAGAUUCAGCAUUUCCACAGAGCCGCCUCCACAGCCGUGAUGGGCUCAUCCACAUCAGAGCACUUCUCUCCACUCAAUAUUCUGGAGCCCGGACUGCAAUUGGGCUUUUUCACCCAGGAGGAUAUAGACAAGGUGCAGGCAGCAGAGAUGGAGGGACAGAAGGAGAACGCCCCAGUGGAAUCAAAAGAUCCCAACUUUCAAGUUCUCCAGAUCAUUAUGGGCAAAAUCGGAGUCACCCAACAACAUGACCUGCUUAGGGUGUUCGAGGAGGUACUGGAGAAAGCUGUCUCCUUCGAGUGCUACACAACUGUAGAGGGGAGAGUAGUUCCAUUUGGAGGACAAAACCCAGACUGUGAUGAGAAGAUCAGAAUGCUCCUUUUAGAGGGUGGACAUGCAUGUGAAAUAGUUUCCCAGGAACAGAUAAUCAAAGCAACGGUUGAAGAAUUAAGGUCCAGGAUUAAAUACUCGGAUACCUAUGUAUCACCAUCACAAAGUUCAGAGUCAGACUCUUUCAUCCUUAUUCCAUUUUUCCUGAGGGAUUAUAUGGAGAACCGUUUGCCUGUUUUCGUGGAGAAUGGUCUUAGGGCCAUCUCAAUGACACAGGAUCGGGAGUACAUGAUCGAUUUUGGAUCUGAAGAGGCAAAGUCAGCCCUAGAGACUGAGAAGCAUCGCUACCACGUCAUCAUCCCAGUGGACUUCAAGGCCAGUGGAGUGCUGGAGAAGAACAAGCGCUGGGGGGAUGGGCUGCAGCAGUUUCUGGAGAUGAAGCACCAGCUGGCCAUCACGUCCCUGUCCAAUGUCACAAACUACUUGUCCAACUUCCAUUACUUUCAGAGGUACCUCAAGGGCACGGGCAUAUUUGGGGUCUCGGGGACGUUAGGGAGCAAAGCAGACAAGCAGUUUCUAUGCAAACAGUAUAAAACUGAGAGCUAUGUGGUGCCAGCCCAUCGCCACAAGAAGGUGGUGGAGUUACCAGCACUUCAAGUGAAGGGAGGGAAAGGCCGGUGGAUGGAGACCAUAUGUGAGUGCGUCCAGAUGAUUACCAGGAGAGGGCAAGUGGCUUUGGUGAUCUGCGAAGAUGUUAAAACGUCAGAAGAGCUUCGCCAGAUAAUGACCACUUCAGCUCCUUUGCAUCGAAUAACGAUGUACACCAUCAGCGAGAAACACAACAUCGAGAAGAUGGAGUUCUCUGCCGGGUGUGUGAUCAUUGCCACCAACCUGGGAGGCAGAGGGACAGACAUCAAAGUGGAUAAAGGGGUCAAUGCGAGUGGAGGGCUGUGUGUCAUCCUCACACACUUCCCCAGCAGCCGACGUGUGGAGAAGCAAGUGUUCGGCCGCACUGCCCGCAAAGGCAACCCAGGGAUGGUGCAGAUGGUCCUCAACCAUGACAGCCUGGCUGCAGCCUACCAGGGCCAGCCCCUCGAGAUCAUGAGGCAGCUGAGGGAGGAGUAUGAGGUCGAUCGCAUCACUGAUAUGGAAACAGACGAGCUGCUGGAAAUCCAAACUAGGGAGGAGCUGUUCGCCUGCUUCUGUGCCCACCUGAGUUCCUUCGAACAGAGGUACACUGAAGAGGAAAAACUUCAUCUUGUUGAAAAGAAAGAGAUACCAUCAUUCUAUACAAUGGACCAGAAAUUGGAUUACCAUCCUGCCCUCAAUGCCCUGAAGGAAGCUUGGGCUUUGUGGCUUACCUUGCAUGAGAAGCAGAUCGACAAGCACAUGGAUGUCGGUCAGCUGAAGUCAGAGCUGUCUCUCAUGCUGCAGCACACAGCGAAUGAGCUUCUACAGGGAAUAAGUAGCAAUUUCUAUGACCACAUCAAGCAAGCUGUGACAAGGAUGGACCUGCAUGCUAGAAACAAGAAACUGGACUAUGGUGCCUUUGACUACUGGCAGCGUGUGAUUGAUACGGACAAAGUCUUCCAAGCGGUUUCAAAGUACAACCAGGCCUACAUCACCAUCAACAUGGAGGGGGACAGCUACAAGAAGAAGGCCAUAGACCUCCUGAGAGAUGCGGAGAGCGCCAUUCAGGUCCACGUCUCCGAGACCACCAACACCAUGGCCGCCUGCCGCUUGUCUUGCUUAGCCCCGUUCACUCCCCACCACACCGACGGCACCAACUUCCAAGUGCAGAUGGAAACGAGGCUGAGCGUGUACAGCUCCUGGAAAGUGAACAUCAGCAAGGCCAUAGAGAAGCUGGAGGAAUUGGAGAAGAAGAGAGAUGAGGCGCAAACCGAAGUAUCAGCCGUUUACAUGCUUCUAGACGAGAAAGAUUACAUCAUUACAACGGAGCUCAUGGCGCUUUACGAGUAUGGCCUGGGCAUCGUCUUCGAGGUAAAGAAAAAGCCCAAGUUCUGCAUCGACGGACUGAUCUGCGCCAUACUCGGGGCCUGCCAGGUCUUUCUCGGGGCUCUGGUCUGCGCCUUGUCAUUCGGAACCGCCAGCCAGGUCGGCCUGGGGCUGAUAUCAGAAGGCAUCUCAGACAUGAUUGAAGGCAUAAAAGGCAUGAUCACUGGUUCCUUCGACUGGGCAGAAUGGGCCAUCUCCAAAUCCAUCAGUAUUGGCAUGUCACUAGUUACAGCCGGGUUCAGUCUGGCCAGGAAAGCAGUAACAUCUGUGUAUAAAGCCACCAAAGGUCUCCUGACCGGCACCAAAACGUUUGCCUCCAUCACUGAUGACAUCGUCCGCUCGGGGAAAAGCAUGCUGACAUCUGUCAAGGGUACUGCGAAGGCGACCGUCUCAUCCCUCUCGAAAGACACAAUGAAGAAAUCUCUGCACAACCUAGCGUCCAGCAAAACAAUGACCAGCAGUUUCAAGGAAGCGGGGAAAUAUGCGAUGCAGGAACUUGGGAUGGAAACCUUUAACGCCAGCUUGAAUUAUACCAUCAACAAAGGGUUGCAAGCAGUCUUCAAGGAUAUCCUGAGCAAAGCCUUCACCGAUAUAAUAACCAAAGCAAUAGAAGAUAAUACAGCUCUGGAUCAGUGCCUGACCCAGGUGAUAGUUUUAUAUGGGGUUCCAAAAGAAGCUCUGCAGAAAGACCCCAACAGUUCCAUGUUCAAGCUCCGUGAAGACAUAAGAAAGAAACUGAGGAACAUCCUGCUUAAAGUCUGCAAUGAUAACUUAUCGGAUCUAAUGGAUGAUCAUGCAGUGCUCAACGAGGUCAUAAAUAGAGUUUCGGAAGUGCAUGAAAAAGCCACAGAGCUCAUUCAGAAAGCCAGAGUCCCAGGGGCUGUCCAAACAGUCAUCAAAAUAAGUGUGAUAAUCACAGAGAAAACCUCGCAAUUCGUCCAGAUGGUCCAAUCCUUUCCCACUGAAUCGAUUAUUCACAACACCUUUGUUCCCAAGUUCAACAAAAGCAUAGAGGAACAAUUCGCUGAAGAAAACUGGGCAGAGUACGAGAAGGACGGGAGAUGCGGAUUCCCAGUUGUAGCGGAACUCAAGACGGAGUUUAAGCAUAUGAUCUCGGACAACUUGUUAAGCACGUUCUUAGAUGCCUUCACUGGCCACCUGACCUCCAUGACUAGCACUUUCCGUAAAAAACUGAACAAGGCUGCAGGGGGCGCUGUGGGCAACCUCCUGGGCCGGUUCCAAACUCAACGCUUCUUUUCCGACCAAAAGCAUAUUCAGGACAUGAAGAGAAGCUUCCAGGGUCCUGAGAGAGCACUCGCAGAGGCAGAGGCACGGGAGAUGGCAAGGUACGUGGAGAAAAUCAGUGAGGUCAGCCGUCCAGCGAACAUUGUGGACCUGCUGGCUCUGACCAGGAGCGAUCUGAUGGAGGGCAAAGGAAUUCAGCUCACAAUAGUGGACGAACGAGGGAAGCGGAUUUCCGACAUGAAGUUCGCUGGAAAAAACAGUGCGGCAGGAGACAUCAUAUUGAGGCUGACAAAAGACCAAGAGCUACAUGAAAGUGACAAAGGCUUCAUUGCAAAGAUUAAAGAUCGGAUCUCUGGAAAAGAAAACCCUUUCACUGGCCAUUUUGACAUUGUGCAAUCAGACGGCAAAGUGAUUCCAGUGAGGUCAGAGAACCAAAACUGUCUGUACCACGCUGUCAUACAGGCGAAGGGCAACAGGCAGGAAGACAAAAUCAAGUAUGAAGCCACUAAACUGAGAAACCAAGUCAAAGAUGAGGUGCUUGGGAACCUGAACAGAUAUGCUGGGAUUGUGAAGCUCCAACAGGGCUAUGACCAGAUUUACAGUGGUACCGGGAAGUACACUAUUGAGGGCGGAUGCAAGAGAAAGAGAGAUGACAACGAUGACCGUGAACAUGGGGAAUGGAUGGCAGCGCUCCAGAAAACGGUUAAGAAGAAAGACGGAUUCCAUCUUGCCCGGAAUUUAAAGUUAGGAAUUACAGGCAAAUAUAAAAAUAUUAGAAGAGAGAAUAAGAACAAUACGAGAGACUCUCCUCAGCACGUCACAGAGGUAGAUCACAUUCCACCAAAGGCUGUGUUGCAGAAGGCUUUGCAGAAAGUGCAGCAGGACUCUCAAGGCAACGCAGAGCUGAGAAGAAGGAACCCCAAACUUCACGCUAUGCUGAUGGGCACCGACACAGACCCAUACGCCCAGGAGAUGCUGUGUAUGAACACCCUGCGUCAGGAUCACAGAGCUGCACUGACCACAGGCAACAGUGUAGAGUCACAACGUUGCAGGGACCAGCUGAUCCAGACACUGUUGAGUGGAGAUGCAGAGAAACUGCUGAAGAAGUCUUUCAUUGUGGCCCACCCCAUCUCAUCAAAGCAACUCAAACAGGACACAGGGUUAAAUCCCUGCGGAAUUAAAGAGAGAAGGAAUAAAGCAUUUGCGGAGACAACCAAGGCUUAUUACCUGAUUGGAUUCAGCAAGCUAGUGGACAGAUACUACGAAGACUACGGGAUCAUCGACCAGAAUCAGAAAGACAGUCUCUUAGCGUGGGUGGAGAAGGAAAGACACUUGGAUGUAAAUACCAAAGAGUAUAAAGAACUACUGACAGCCAUUAAAGAAGACGAUUAAGAUGGUCAAGAGCUGUGGGGGGUAAAUUAUCCAUCCAAUUUCAUUGUGAGGGACAUGGCGGAGCCGAUUUAUAUAUUCUGAAAUAUUAUAUACCGUAAAAACUGGUGUAUAAGUGCCCCCCCCCCCUCCCCUUUUUAAGACAACAAUUUCAGAAAAAAUGCCUA
Acipenser ruthenus (sterlet) is the source of this 7541-nucleotide messenger RNA. RefSeq lists its product as uncharacterized. The record is from RefSeq and is a predicted model, not a curated record. The transcript is spliced from 10 exons. Gene Ontology annotation, biological process: protein import; protein targeting. Lineage: Eukaryota; Metazoa; Chordata; Actinopteri; Acipenseriformes; Acipenseridae. Gene Ontology annotation, cellular component: membrane. Bases 217 to 7377 code for a protein of 2386 amino acids. Gene Ontology annotation, molecular function: ATP binding; ABC-type protein transporter activity.